AUGAAUGACGCAACAACAAUCCUAUCAAAUCAUACAAAAAAAUAUAAUAUACCAUUAAAUCAUAUAGAACAUAAAUAUAUAGAACAUUGUACAGAUGGAAUUGAACUUGAACGUAUAUAUAAAGAAUUAAUCGGAGGAGAAGUAGGUCCAUAUCCAUUAUUGGAACAAUUGACACUUGAUCGAAUUCGAAAUAUUGAACCCAAUAGUGAAAUACUUCAACAAGGAAAAGUUCCAUUUGUUAAUUCACAAUAUACGGAUAAUAUUUCUUCUCUUAGAAAUACUAUUAAUGAUAAAGAUACUAAUAGAACUUCAUCAAUAUCUGUGAUAAAUAAUGAUAAUCAUGAAAUACUACCAAAAAGUGAUACAGAAUGGAAAGAACAUGAACAAAACGUUUCUCAUGAUUUCGAUAAUAUUGAUGAAAAUGAUACUAGUGAUGAAUCGUAUCAAAUAAAUAAACGUCGUCAUAUGGCUAGACAACAUCGUUUAAAUGGAAAUACAGCAUUUUAUUCAGAUGAUUAUCAACAAUCUAUUGAUUUAUAUACAAAAAGUCUUUCACUUGAUGAAAAUAUAUUUACUUAUUAUAAUCGUGCUAUAGCAUAUUUUAAAUUAAAUGAUUAUAAUGCUUCAAUUCAAGAUUGUUUUCAAGUAUUAAAAAUUAAUGCAGCACAUAUUACAGCUUUAUAUCAUCGAGCAUUAUGUUAUUGUAUUGAUCAACAAUAUGAUGAAGGAAAACGUGACCUAGAAUAUUUACUUACAAUUGAUUCUGACAAUUUUGAAGCACAACAUUUAUUAAAUAGAAUUAUACUUAUGAAAAAGACACCUAGUAAUCAUGAAGUAAUUAAUAUACAAUCAAUUAUUAAAUCUUUGAAAGAUACAUCUAUCCAUCUUGAGGAUGAACAUAUUAACUAUAAUACAGCUUCUUCUAUGGAUAUGAAUAUUGCCUUUUAUGAAAAUGCUAAUUCUGACCAUGAUAAUCAUAAUAUAGAUCCAUUUCAUACAUCAUCUUUAAAUGAAUAUGAUGAUGAAGAUAUAGCAUUGGGUGAUGAAGCUGGUGCUAAUUUUGUUACAAAUUUAAGUGAUGAUGAUGGACGUGAUCCACGUAGUUUAAAUGUUUCACCAACCAUGGACGAUGAUGCUGAUGUACCUGCAUUAAUCAACCUUAGACCUUUAGAAACACCACCAAUAACACCAUUAUUAGAAAAAUCUAAUACGAUUGAUCAUAGUAUUGCAACUGCAGCUAAUAAAAAUAAUGAACCAUAUCAUCUUCCUACUAUUUCACGCACUACAACAAGUGAAAAUGAUAAUAGCGCAUAUAAUGAUUAUCAUAGACCAUCAACAUCACAUCUAGGCAGUACAAGUACUUUAUUACCAUGGAAAAAUAAUAAUGAUAGAUAUAUGCAAAAUACAGCGAAUGAUGAUAUGGUACAAAUUUCAAAUUUUAGUUCUUUAAUUCAAAGUUGGUUACAUGAUUCAAAUAGUUUACAAUCAAAUCGUCGUUCAUUAUCAGUUUCUGAUCGACCAUGGUCAUUGAAUUCAAUUCAACGUGAUAUUGAACAAUUUCAUCGUAUGUAUAAGUAUAAAAAUGCUAUUGAAGCAUCAAAAAAAAUGCUUCAAAAUGGUAUUCUUGAUUAUCAUCAUCAUGCAGAAUAUAUUAGUAAUACAUUAUCGAUGUGUUCGGAAUGUUAUUUAAAACUAAAUGAUUAUAGACAUGCUAUUCAAUAUGCUACAGAAGCGUUACAAUAUAAUAAAAUGGAUAAUGAUGCAUUAUUUUGUCGAGCUGAAGCAUUUGAAAAAGAAAAAUUUUCUCUUUUCAGUUAUGCAGAUUAUACACGUAUAUCAAAGAAUAGUUUUCACUGUAGUACAGCACAACGUGCAUGUAACAAAUUAUCAAUAGAAUUAAAUUCUAAUGAAGCUGAAACAUGGCGGGAAAAAUUACCAACUGAUCAAAAUGAUGAUGAAAGUUUUUUAACUUAUUUAAAACAUCAAAACACAUUUGAAGAAAAUAAUGCAUAUCAUUGGUAUGAAAAAUAUGCUGAAGAAUUUUAUUCUGAUGCUUGUUUUGUUCUUGCUAUUCGAUAUUAUACAUAUUGUAUUGAAUUACAAUCAAAUAAUAUUUCAAUUUAUUUAAAACGAGCAUCAUGUUAUUUAAAAGUAUUUGAGGCACAAAAAGCAAUAAAUGAUUGUGAUUUCGUAUUAAAACAAGAUAAAACUAAUAUUCUUGCUUUAUAUUAUAAAGCAUCUGCUUAUAAAUUAUCUCAUGAUAAUCAUUCAUAUGAAUUAACAUUAAAAGAAUACAUUAAAAUUGAACCACAUAAUCAAAUCGUUCUAGCAGAAUAUUAUACAUAUCGACGUGAACAAAUUCCACGAAAAAAACGACGAAUACGAAUAAAUUCUAUAUCAUCAAAAGUUAAUAAUGAAGAUCAACUUACGUAUGAACAAAUUGAACAAAUACGUUGUGAAGAAAUAUUUCCGAAUUCAUCAAUUGAUUUAGAAAAUAUUACUGAUAUUAAAGAACAAUGUUCAUUUAUUCUUCAUUCAUUUCAAUUAAUAACUUAUCCAACAAAAAAACUUCUUGAAAUUAUUAUUCAUAUUUGUCGAAUAAUGCUUCGAGCUGAAGAUUUAUAUCGAAAGAAAAAUGCAACGGAAGAAGUACCAUUUUCUUAUGUUCGAUUUUGUUUUGAUAUUCUUGUUCAAUUAACUGAAUUUUCACAAAUUGAUAUAGCGUUAUUAAUGAUUGAUCAACAUUCAAGAAAAUCACUUGAUCAUUUAAUAGAUUGUUAUUCAGAAGAAUAUAAUGAUACUAUUUCAUUUAACCAGCCUACAUUUUGUUCUCUUGCAACUUGGGAAACAAAUGGGACAGUUUUUGCAAACAGUACUUUGCUUGGACUCGACUCAUUAGAUUUGUUUAUCGAUACUAAUAACACCAUAUAUGCAACAAGUCCCUUGAAUAAACAAGUUCUUGUUUGGCUUGAAGGAAGUUCUGCUCCGGUUAGGAUUAUUUCCAAUAAUUUAAUAGUAUCUUAUGCUCUUUUUGUAACAAAUAACGGAGAUAUUUAUACCAAUAGUGGUGGAGAUGGUAAACGUAUUGACAGAUUGUCUGUAAACUCAACGAUUGGUGUUCCCGUUAUGUAUACUAAUGGAAUAUGUUAUGGAUUAUUUAUUGAUCAAAACAAUAAUCUUUACUGUACUAGUCCUUUCGAAAAUAUUGUCCUAAUGAUUCCACUUGACAAUAGUACUAACACAACAGUGAUAGUUGCUGGAAAUACAACUUGUGGGCCAUCCGCAAACACACUUUGUAGACCUUAUGGAAUAUUUAUUGAUUCGAACUUUGAUUUAUAUGUAGCAGAUACUGCCAAUAGCAGAAUUCAACUUUUCAGAUCUGGACAAAUGAAUGCGAUAACAGUGACUGUAAAUGGAACCUCAAACGGUAUUUUAUUAUUUUACCCAACAGGUGUUAUGAUUGAUGGUAAUGGAUAUUUAUAUAUUGCCGAUAUGGCAAGUUAUAGAAUUAUUCGCUCUGGGCCAAAUGGUUAUAAUUGUGUGAUUGGAUGUAUAGGGACAAGUGGAUUAGCUUCUAAUCAGCUCAAUCAACCAUACAAACUUACUUUUGAUAGCCAUGGCAAUAUAUUUGUUUUAGGUUACGUCAAUAGUCUCGUUCAGAAAUUUAUGUUGGCAACAAAUUCGUGUGAAUCAACUACUAUGAUGACACCGCUUGAUACUACAAUUAUGAAUGUUCGCACAUCAUCAUCUAUUUUUUCUCCAUUAUUAUGUUCUAAUACAGCAUAUAUGGGUCUUAAUUGUAGUAUCUCUAGUAGUCUAUGUGAUAUACUUCAACCAUGUCAAAACAAUGGUACUUGUCAUAACACUAAUCAAAAUUCUCUUGGUUAUAUUUGUUCAUGUCCAUUGCAUUUCAAUGGUACUUAUUGUCAAUUUGAUGAUCGACCGUGUCAGCCAAAUACUUGCGUCAAUAAUGGUAUAUGCUCCGAAAUGUCAAAUAUAACCUUUAUGUGUAAAUGUGCAAUCGGAUGGAAGGGUGAUCGUUGUGAAACAAAGAUUAAUUAUUGUGCAAACAUAACAUGUCUGAAUAAUGGUGUUUGUCGACCAUUAUUGAGUACAUAUAAAUGUGAAUGUCUGGGACAAAGUUAUUCUGGAGAAUAUUGUGAAAAAUCAACAAAUAGCCUGGUUGUUCAUCAAGUAAUUUCAAAAUCAUUUGGAUAUAUAGUAAUUAUUGCUCUAAUAAUCGUUGCCGUAUUUAUCACGACUUUAGAUAUAUUAAAAUAUUUUUUUGGUAUUGGUCCAGUACGUAAAAACUUGAAAGGAAAGAAAAAAAUUAAAAAGUCUAAUCCUCAACUGGUAAUACGAGUUAUAUACAUGAGUUAA
This is a messenger RNA of Adineta steineri, 4380 nucleotides long. The record is from the annotation of a GenBank genome assembly. NCBI's taxonomy places the organism in Eukaryota, Metazoa, Rotifera, Eurotatoria, Adinetida, Adinetidae.